AUGGUCACCAUGAAUCAAAGCCAGAGGUCGCGGUACCUCAAGACGGGCGCCAUUGUCAGCGCCGUCUUGCUCAUGCUGCUCUGGCUCACCCCCUCGCGCAGUCCAGCACUCAGCUAUGGCCCUGGGUCUCAGGCUCCUAGCGGCGCUGCUCCCCUGACGGAAAAAUGCUCAAAGCCUCACGAUUCCUCCAAGCCUCUCAUCCAAUAUGCCCUUAUGAUUGAUGCCGGAAGUCAAGGCUCACGGAUUCACGUCUACAAGUUCAACAACUGCGGAUCUACCCCCGAACUCGAGCACGAGACCUUUGUUCAGACUGAGCCUAGAGAGGGCGGCUCCGGACUCAGCUCUUACAAAGCAGAUGCCGAGGGAGCAGCAAAAAGUCUCGAUCCUCUUAUGGAGGCCGCGCUGGAAGCAGUUCCUGCCGAGUACAGAUCUUGCUCCCCGGUCGCCGUCAAAGCUACGGCUGGGCUGCGAAUGCUUGGUGCUGAAAUGAGUCGGAAUACCUUGGAGGCAGUGAGGUCUCGGCUAGAGACCGUUUAUCCUUUCCCCGUCGUCUCCCGGGAAAAGGGUGGUGUUGAGAUUAUGGAUGGCUCUGACGAGGGCGUUUAUGCUUGGAUUACUACGAAUUACCUUCUUGGAAAGAUCGGUGGGCCAGAUGAGACUCCAACCGCUGCUGUUUUUGAUCUUGGUGGAGGCUCUACUCAGAUUGUUUUCGAGCCCACCUUUGAGAAGAGCCCGUCUGGCGGCAUGCCCGAGCACUUGGCCGAGGGUGACCACAAGUACGACCUCCAAUUUGGUGGCCGGCAUUUCGAGCUAUACCAGCAUUCGCAUCUCGGAUAUGGCCUGAUGGCCGCACGGGAAACCGUGCAUAAAUCCCUCAUCGAGACCAAGCUGGCAGCAAACCCGAAUGAUCUGGCAUGGUUGAAGCAGCCUAUUGUCAACCCUUGUAUCGCUCCUGGUAUGGAACGUGAAGUGAAGUUGAAAUAUGAGGGUGAGCAGGCGCAUCAUGUCCUCGCUCCCGCGGUCACGGUGACCAUGGUCGGUCCAAAGGAGGGAUCCCCAUCAGCAGCUGCUCAGUGCCGCGGUUUGACCGAGAAGAUCCUCAAGAAGGAGGCUGAGUGCGCUUUGGCGCCGUGCUCUUUCAACGGUGUCCACCAGCCAUCGCUCGCCAAGACCUUCGCCAGGGAGGAUGUCUACAUCUUCUCCUACUUUUACGAACGCACCAAGGAAUUGGGUAUGCCAGACUCUUUCACGAUUGACGAGAUGCAUGAUCUCACAAACACUGUCUGCGCCGGAGAGUCUGCUUGGGGCGUGUUUGAAGGGGUGGAAAACGCCCUGACCGAACUGCGUGACCGACCAGAGUGGUGUCUCGAUUUGAACUUUAUGCUUAGCCUGCUCCACACUGGUUACGAGAUGCCCCUGUCGCGUGAGGUCAAGGUCGCGAAGAAGAUCAAGAACAACGAAGUUGGAUGGUGUCUUGGCGCCAGUCUUCCUCUCUUGAGCCAGGAAUCCGGCUGGACAUGCCGAGUGAAGGAGAUUUCAUAG
This is a messenger RNA of Aspergillus calidoustus, 1542 nucleotides long. Lineage: Eukaryota; Fungi; Ascomycota; Eurotiomycetes; Eurotiales; Aspergillaceae. The record is from the annotation of a GenBank genome assembly.